AUGAAUUAUUAUCGUCAUCGUGACAAUUGUAGUUAUUGUACACCAGAACUUGCAGAAGUAAAACAACACGAAAUGGAAGAGAAACAACAACAACUUCGGGCUUUAGAUGAUAAACUGAAUUUAAGUCAACCAGCAGUGAAUUAUUUAUUGUCAACAGUUGUGGAUAUUUUACAUUCGUGUGUAUAUCCAGAAUUAAUUUCAAUACCUACUAAUCUAUCUAGUAGUAAAACACCACACGGACCUCAACAACACCAUAAACUAAUAGUCGAUUCGACUUUUAUUGCAAUUCCUGAACCCUAUGAUUCAGAGAAACGUAAAGUGUAUUAUCAUGCGAAAAGUUCAACAAAUUAUGCAUUGAAAGUUCAAAUAGCUUGCGAUUUUCGUCAUCGAAUAGUACACGUAUCAGAAUGUUAUCGUGGGAGUGUACAUGAUAUUACAAUUCUAAGAGAAUCAGAACUAUUAGAACAUGUAAACGACGCCGUUCAAAUUAUUGGUGACAAAGGAUACAUUGGUGAAGAAUACGUGGUGACUCCUAGAAAGAAGUCUCGUGGACGUGAAUUAACAGAUAAAGAUAAGGAUUUCAAUCAUGACAUUGAUAGUGCAAGAGCAGCUAUUGAAAAUAUUAAUUAA
Molecule: messenger RNA, 630 nt
Organism: Rotaria sordida
Lineage: Eukaryota; Metazoa; Rotifera; Eurotatoria; Philodinida; Philodinidae
Source: the annotation of a GenBank genome assembly